Messenger RNA from Cebus imitator (Panamanian white-faced capuchin), 3893 nucleotides. RefSeq names its product pre-mRNA processing factor 38B (gene PRPF38B). Bases 1302 to 2726 code for a protein of 474 amino acids. The transcript is spliced from 7 exons. The record is from RefSeq and is a predicted model, not a curated record. Gene Ontology annotation, cellular component: precatalytic spliceosome. NCBI's taxonomy places the organism in Eukaryota, Metazoa, Chordata, Mammalia, Primates, Cebidae.
CCCCACCCCCACUCCCAUUUCACAGUAUCUCACCCAUUGUUUACCACUCCGACCGCAGAAUCGAAAGAUCUGGAGCAGGGAAGGAAAAAAAGGCGCCUACCAGAUGCCUGGAACAGUCUACUAGGCGCUACGAGAACAUUAGCUCUUUCAAUGCUCACAACAGCCCAGCCAGAUGUUAUCUCAUCUUACAACAGAAUAAAUUUAAGACCUCUGGCUGGACACUACAGGCUGGCGAAGGACAUGACCUUUGAUCAGAAUCUCAUGGAGGAGUGGGGUCCCUGACCAUUGUCUCUUCCAGAGAACCUUAAAACUGAGACCCCAGGAGACCCUCUCGGAUACUCUGCAGGAGUCAGAGUCACAAUAUUAGCAAGCACAUCGCAGCCCUGCGAACUCUUUCUGGCUCAACUCUCGACAGAAGAAAUCAAGCCCCAAUCAAAAUACAACAUAUUAGGCCUAUCACCCUCUCCCCCGGCCCCAAAAUUCUCAGGGGAAAUCCCCUAAGAGUCAGGUAGGGAGGUCACUGCAGCGACUUCAGGGUGCAGAGAUCGCGAGGAACUAGAGGACGCUCCAGCCCACCUGGGCGUCUCUGAUUGGCCGCCAGCUCAGCUUGGAACGCUGGGGUGUAUGGCGUCAUAUCCGCCGGGCCCGCCAUCUUGUUCCCAGGGGCAGUUGGCGGAAGAGAUCGAGCUCUCUGGCCGCCGGCUCGCCUUCUCGGUGGAGUUCUCGCGGUCUGCGUUUCGCUGUCUGCUCUCGGCCCGGGGUGCUUUUGUCGGCGUCCCGCUUACCCUCCCUUACCCGGCUGGGGCACAGUGAGGCGGCCCCUUCUCCCGACGACGUUCCAUGGAGUAGGGUCCCGGACCGUUGUCCCGAAGAGCGAGAUCGAGCUUGGCCCCCUCCCCCCCCUCCUUCCCUCCCUCCUUCCUUCCGCCGCAACAUGGCUAACAACAGCCCCGCGCUGACAGGCAACUCGCAGCCGCAGCACCAGGCGGCCGCUGCCGCGGCUCAGCAACAGCAGCAGUGCGGCGGCGGCGGCGCCACCAAGCCAGCGGUCUCGGGCAAGCAGGGCAAUGUGCUCCCGCUGUGGGGCAACGAGAAGACCAUGAACCUCAACCCCAUGAUCCUAACCAACAUCCUGUCGUCGCCUUACUUCAAAGUACAGCUCUACGAGCUCAAGACCUACCACGAGGUGGUGGACGAGAUCUACUUUAAGUUUACAGCUUUAAAAUUAUUCCUUUUGACGUGGAUCUACUGAGCGCCAACUUGUUGGUGCUUCUCCCGCUCACCCCUGGCCAGGGCGUGUAAUGACUUCAGUGUUGGCCUCGUGUUGUUGGUACUCACUAUCCGAUCCAGACAGGGAAAUGGUCACGCACGUUGAACCAUGGGAGAAAGGAAGCAGGAAAACAGCAGGCCAGACAGGGAUGUGCGGAGGGGUUCGAGGUGUUGGAACAGGAGGAAUUGUUUCUACAGCAUUUUGCCUGUUAUACAAAUUAUUUACCCUCAAGUUAACCCGAAAGCAAGUGAUGGGUCUUAUAACACACACAGACUCUCCAUAUAUUAGAGCGCUUGGAUUUAUGUAUAUAAGAUAUACACAGCCCCCUACAGAUCUAUGGGACUGGUUUGAAUCCUUCCUUGAUGAUGAAGAGGACCUAGAUGUGAAGGCUGGCGGAGGCUGUGUAAUGACCAUUGGAGAAAUGCUACGAUCUUUUCUCACAAAACUGGAGUGGUUUUCUACCUUGUUUCCAAGAAUUCCAGUUCCAGUUCAAAAGAAUAUUGAUCAACAGAUUAAAACCCGACCUAGAAAAAUUAAGAAAGAAGGGAAGGAAGGCGUUGAGGAAAUAGACAGACAUGUUGAACGCAGACGUUCAAGGUCUCCAAGGAGAUCUCUGAGUCCACGGAGGUCCCCAAGAAGAUCAAGAAGUAGAAGUCAUCAUCGAGAGGGCCAUGGGUCUUCUAGUUUUGACAGAGAAUUAGAAAGAGAGAAAGAACGCCAGCGACUAGAGCGUGAAGCCAAAGAAAGGGAGAAAGAACGUCGAAGAUCCCGAAGUAUUGAUCGGGGGUUAGAACGCAGGCACAGCAGAAGUAGGGAAAGGCAUAGAAGUCGCAGUCGGAGUCGUGAUAGGAAAGGGGAUAGAAGGGACAGGGAUCGGGAAAGAGAGAAAGAAAAUGAGAGAGGUAGAAGACGAGAUCGUGACUAUGAUAAGGAAAGAGGAAACGACCGAGAAAAAGAGAGAGAGCGAUCAAGAGAAAGGUCCAAGGAACAGAGAAGUAGGGGAGAGGUAGAAGAGAAGAAACAUAAAGAAGACAAAGAUGAUAGGCGGCACAGAGAUGACAAAAAAGAUUCCAAGAAAGAGAAAAAACACAGUAGAAGCAGAAGCAGAGAAAGGAAACACAGAAGUAGGAGUCGAAGUAGAAACGCAGGGAAACGAAGUAGAAGUAGAAGCAAAGAGAAAUCAAGUAAACAUAAAAAUGAAAGUAAAGAAAAAUCAAAUAAACGAAGUAGAAGUGGCAGUCAAGGAAGAACUGACAGUCUUGAAAAAUCAAAAAAAUGGGAACAUAGCCCCAGCAAAGAAAAAUCUAGAAAGCGUAGUGGAAGCAAAGAACGUUCCCACAAACGAGAUCACAGUGAUAGUAAGGACCAGUCAGACAAACAUGAUCGUCGAAGGAGCCAAAGUAUAGAACGAGAGAGCCAAGAAAAACAACAUAAAAACAAAGAGGAGACUGUGUGAAAAUAUUUUGUAAAAGUGGAUCACAUUGAAUCCUAUAGAUGAUUAAAUCUGCUUUUUUUCCCCCAAGUUGAGGUUGUGCAGUAGUUCGUACUCCUCAAGCUCUCCCUGUAGGCUGCAUUUUCAUUUCCUCUUUUGUGUAGGGAAGUGCCUUUGUAAUUCCAUUUAUUGCAUUGAUGUUUUCACCCAGUUGUUAAGUUUGAUACAUGAUGCACAGAUUGUUCUUGCAUUUUUAUUGUUUGUUUUUGAAAUGUACAGUCUGUACAUAUGUCCUGAAAUGUUUUAAUUCCUUUGGCAUGGUUGCCAUGUUGGUCAAAUUUGUAUAAGGCAAUAAACUGCCACUAAUCUAUUUUUGUUUUGUAGGUGUGGGAUUAUGGUUUGUGUACUGAAGUUAGCAUGGCUGUGCUUUUCGUAAUAGAAUGCUAAAGACUUUGAGAAUGGAUCUUGGAUGUCUGUUAUAGGAGAAAUAUGUGCUGUCAAUAUACAUGAAGGCAGCAUUGUAGGAUUAACAUUCUUGUCCACUGUAUAUUAUCUUGGAAGGCUCUUGUUAAUAUGUUACACUUAAUAUUCUCCACAGUUACCCUUAGAGAGAAUUUAUGAGAAGUUAGUUUCUGAUGCAGAGGUUUUUAGGCUGUGAUUUCAUGAAAAGUCCUUUUAGCAUUCUACCUCAAAGGGACACUUAGUAUGCCUAAAAUUUAUUCACUUAGUUUUCCUUUUUUAUUUGAAAAAAAUACAUGACAUGUAAUCUUUUUUCUUGAAUUCUUUCUCAGAUUUUGAAGUACUAUAUUAAAGAAAAAAAUUAAUGUCUAAAGCCUAGCAUUCUUGCAGAACCCUGUACUAACAUGUAAUUGGGAGAGGGUGGGGCAAAUAAGUAGAGAAACAGAUUCAAGCCUCAAGCUUCCAAAGCAUUUUUAUAAAUGGAAAAUCCUUAAAUUAUGAAACAGCUUGAUAUAAUAUCCUUUUUUAAAAAUUCAGAACUUUUUUUAUUGAUAAUGGAGAUUGCUGUUGGAGUUUUUAAAGUUAAUCUAGAACAGAGGAGUAUUAAAAGUAAUGCUAUGCUGCAUUAUUUAAGACUAUCAGCAAAUUAUUUGAUAGAUUGUUCUUAUGACUUGUAUUCUGAUUACAGAGAACCAUCAUGAGUGUGGAAUAAAUACUGGAUUAAAUCCUUUA